This is a messenger RNA of Ramularia collo-cygni, 861 nucleotides long. RefSeq lists its product as uncharacterized. Bases 1 to 861 code for a protein of 286 amino acids. The transcript has 2 exons. NCBI's taxonomy places the organism in Eukaryota, Fungi, Ascomycota, Dothideomycetes, Mycosphaerellales, Mycosphaerellaceae. The record is from RefSeq and is a predicted model, not a curated record.
AUGGCCACCCAGAACGCUUCCUCGCGCGCCAUCGACUCGGCCGUCGAGAUGCUGAACGACUUCGUCGCCGACAAACAUUCGUCGCCCAUUCCACUCCCAUCCGCGGAAGUACCUACCCAGACUUCUAAUGACCCAACAAAUGUAUCUGCCACCGCCCGAGUCCUCGCCAUACCUGAACUCCUGGAGAACAUACUGCGCCUUGCAACCUCAUCUCCGGUCUAUGCAUUUACGACGAACAAGCGAUCAGCCCCUGUUUCGGGACGCAGACACUAUCGAACCCCAUGCAAGAGACUUUUCAUCCUACAGCGAGUUAACAGCACCUUCAAGGCUGUGAUCUGCAGAAGUAAGGUGCUGCAGCAGCGUAUGUUCCUCCAGGCAUUCGAUCCGCCUAAGGAGAUACCUUCAGACAUGGUCCAUACUUCCUGCCAAGAAUCCUUCCAGUGGCUCAUUUCAGGAGUCGUUAUCGAGCUCAACUACGUUCAAGAGCUCACUGGUCGACCCGAACAGCUGAGACUUGACUCGCGAUCAAAGAGCGGAGUGAUUAUAACCAGCAGUCCUGCUGCAUCUUGGCGGAAGAUGAAGCUCCACUGCGUCAAAGGUCGCGGCCUAAUCGACAUCAUUUUGUGCACAGAGUUCGACGCUGACUUCCCAGUGUGCAAGUUUCGUGAGCAGGACGAGAUGACGCUGGGAAAGCUGUAUGAGGGACUAAAGAAGCUGCUGCCUUUGCUCGCGCUUGUCCAGGACCUCGAGAGGCGCACGCGAUCAAUCUACCUUAAUCGAAAUAUCUGGGCACCCAAGAAACUGGAAUUGGCGAAGGAGAACCUUCGAGUGGAGUGCGCUCGGACUGAUCUGUGGGAUUGA